UAAAUGUUACAUUUUAGAUGUUUCAUCUUUAAAUGGUCACAAAAUUCUUUGGCAAGAUUGUCAAGAAACAGUUAGUCCUUCUGUUGAAUUUGAUGGCACUCCUUACAUCAACAUAGGAUGGAUGGUAAAAGAAUGUCACCAUGGACCAGAUAGACAGAGGAGAGCAAAGGAGAAAAAAAAACAAAGAUGUAAACCUGGAGACCAUGAUUACUCUAAUAAAGGAAAAGCACGUAAGAAAAUCCAAAUGUCUAAAAAGCAAGCUUGUCCAGCAACAAUAAGAAUAAGAGCCAUCAUGAAAUUCCCUGAUUUCAAGGUAGAUUCAUAUAACAACAAAUUGAUGAAAAGGAAGAUAUCUAGAAAUCUCAAACAAGCUUUUGCGAACAGAGACACAAUUCAAAAAUCCCUUGUUUAUUUGGUGUCAUAUCCAAGUGUCAAAGACCACAAGAACCACCUUACUGGAGAGUUUGCAGGAUUUACUCAGCGCAUUGAUCCGAGAUUAGUUACACGCAUAAAAGAACUUGUAGCUGAUGGGGUGAGAAAUGUUUCUGAAAUGAAGAGACACCUACUAAUCUCUGUGAAAAAUGACUUAUGUCCAGAUGAGGAUAUUCCCAGAACUAACAGAAGAUUUUUUCCAUUGGACAAGGACAUUAAAAACCACAUGGAUAUUGCCAUUAACAGCUUGAGGUUUUCCAAAGAUGACCAGCUGAACCUCGAGUCUCUGGUGGAGACCUGGCAAGAGAGUAAUCCAGAGGACAACUUCUUCCUUAGGACAUCAUAUGAUACCACUACCCAUGGAGACAUUCCAUCAGAGGACUUUCUGUUUGUUCACCAGACCACCUGGCAAAAACGUCUCUUAAACUUGUAUGGGAGAGACAUUUGCAUCAUGGAUGCCACAUAUAAGACCUCAAAGUAUGCCCUUCCUCUUUUUUUCAUUUGUGUGCAAACUAAUGUUGGGCAUUCCAUUUGUGGUUCUUUUGUUGUUGUGACCGAAACAAAAAAGUCUAUUCAGGAGGGCUUAAAAAAAAUUAAGGAAUGGAAUCCGGGAUGGAAUCCUAGCUAUUUCAUGACUGACUAUGAUGAAAGGGAAAUCCAAGCAGUUGAGGAAGUAUUUGAAGACUGUACUGUAUAUCUGUGUUCUUUUCAUCGUGAACAAUCAUGGACACGGUGGUUGAAACAGAUAAAGCAUGGCAUUGGUUCAAAUCAGGAUGAGGUUAUUGAACUGUAA
Saccostrea cuccullata (small rock oyster) is the source of this 1225-nucleotide messenger RNA. Its product is annotated as calcium-responsive transcription factor-like. Bases 122 to 1225 code for a protein of 367 amino acids. Lineage: Eukaryota; Metazoa; Mollusca; Bivalvia; Ostreida; Ostreidae. The transcript has 7 exons. The record is from RefSeq and is a predicted model, not a curated record. Gene Ontology annotation, molecular function: DNA-binding transcription factor activity.